Messenger RNA from Suillus plorans, 8113 nucleotides. Its product is annotated as armadillo-type protein. NCBI's taxonomy places the organism in Eukaryota, Fungi, Basidiomycota, Agaricomycetes, Boletales, Suillaceae. The transcript is spliced from 14 exons. Gene Ontology annotation, cellular component: 90S preribosome; small-subunit processome; nucleolus. The record is from RefSeq and is a predicted model, not a curated record. Bases 140 to 7882 code for a protein of 2580 amino acids.
AUCCAAACAACCUUUUCGAGAUCGCAAAUUUUGGACCGAAAGCCAACCGGAGCAGUCAGUGUUUUAUGACCGCCAUCUGUCCUCAUAAACGGUAGCGCGACAUUUUUUUCUGACAGUCCUUUGCGACAUUCUGAAAGCCAUGGAUUCGGACUCAGACUCAGGCGAGGGAACCAGUGCAGUUCCCCGCGCGAACCGAUUCAAGCAUCAAUCAUACAAGAAAAGCCUGAAGGAGGUCCAUCUGCCAUCUGCUCUUGACCUCACCAAGUUCGAUCAUGAUAUUUCGGACAACGAAUCCCAUUUUUAUCUAGCUCUUCAACAAUGGCGGCAGCUCAAUCUCUCCCCAGCGUUUAUUCAGUUCGCGAACAAGGUUGACUCGCUUUCAAUAUCUAUGCCCAUACUCUUGCAUAACUGGAAGGAUAUCGUUGACUUGUGGAAAAGUGCCUUGGAUGCAUCAGACAAUGAAGCUUUGAUAGCUCUGCUUGACCUCCUGAAUAAGUUGGCUCACGAUCUACGAACCACACUUGCUCCGUCAUAUGCGGAUUUACUAGAGGUCCUCUUGCGACUUCUGCCACAACCCAUAUCAGCACCCUCCCUUACAGCUCUCCUGGCGACACUCUCAGGACUAUUCAGGUAUCUUCUCGUACCGUCAAUCAAUCUCGAUCUUUUGGACCAGACGUGGUCUUCUUUUCGCGCGGUGCUUCCAACGUGCAAUUCUGAUGUCCAGCGCGCCGCAGCCGAGGUUUGGGGUUCCGUACUCCGGCGGCUGAAGAGCGUUGCGAGGGAGAGAGCUGUAAUUUUGAUGGCAAAGAAUUUGGAAGGCGUCGAGGAUGCCAGCGCUUGGAUGAUGAUCUUUGCAUGCAAAUCUGUUUCCCAAACCUUGCACACCAGUGCAGGAUCAUCGAUAGCUUCUCUCAUUGACUGCCACCUGACAAGUGAUCGCCCUGAAUUGUCGUAUACACUCCUUCGGCGUGUGCUGACCGCCUUAAUUCACCACUGCAAUGGCCCGGAAGACUUUUCGGUUGUUGCGAGCCUCAUCGUUGAUCGCUUCUGUGCCGUAUCGCAGACUGGUGGCGCGAAUCACCAAGAUCUUCAACGUGUCAUGCAAAUUACGUCUGUCAUAUGUGCAGUUCAUCAAGGAUCGCGACUGUCUACAAACCAUCUAACACAACUUGCCUCAAGACUGGCGUCGCUGCCGCUUGAUGUACCUCUGCAUUCCGAAAUUUUGAAUUUUACGUCUUCACUUCUCACUGCUGGUGACAUGUCAAUGUCCACAGGGCCAGGACGUGCAUUUGUCGCUCGGGCUCUUGGUGUUCCUUCCUUCGGCUUGAUGCUCUGCGGUGUCCUUGCGGAGCUAGGAUGGGGUGGUUGGAAGCUUGUUGGACUACCCGCCCUUCUCAAAGCAACCCCUACUCUCCUUCAGGCAGAGCACACUCUCACGUUGCGUCUUCUCGCAUCUCUGCAACAUUCAGGAAAGUUGGGCGAGGUCGAUAUCGUCUGGAAGCGAAGCGUCGAUCGGUGGAUACAAACCCACUUAUCUAGCUGGGAAAUUAGUGAUGAGUCGGUGGAUCACUUGUACGACAUCAUAAGUCUCUCCAUAUUCGUCGACUCACUGGCGCCCUUAUUGGUGCCCAUCAUUGAACGCGCACUAAACACGCCGACACCCGAGGCGAAUUGGCAAGCAUCACAUGCCAAUGCGGCCUGGGUGAUCGGAACAUGCAUGCAAGCUUUGUCUCGAUGCAAAUCAGCUUCCUGGGAAACGCAAGUGGAUUUGUCGGCCUGGACGGCAGAGAUCGUGGAGCAUUGGUCGUGGUCUGAUAAAGUAUUGAUAGGUCUAGUCGCACUUCUCGAAGCAUGCCCUUCUUCAUCUCAAUCUCUUCCAAUCGCCCAAUUAUAUUCCCGUCUGCAAUCACGGCUACUUUCCCCUUCUCGAACAUUGCGUUCAAAUGUCUUGGCAUUAUUGACAUCGAAGAUGGUUAAAUCUUCUCCCGCAGAACACGAAGCGCUGAAGCGCUGUCUGCAGGGUGACGAAGUGUCCCUUGACAUGCAUGGCGUGCGCGAGCGCGUUCUUCGAAUAGGCAGAUUAUACCAGGUCGUGAGAGAUGAUGGUUCACUUUCCGCUGAUAUCUGUAUUCGCUGGCUUGUUUCUCAACUGAAGGUCAACUUACGACCGAUAUGGUCCCCAGCGUCACAAGCUCUCUCUUCCUUAGCCCAGAAGUUUGGCGAUGUCGUCUGGAAUAUCAUAUUCUCGGAGCUACAACGACCCCAGGGAGCCAAUCAAAUUCCUGACUGGCUGACUGCUACCAAGGAUGGUCAGAAUGUCAUGGAUCCCUGGGAAGAAGAGCGAUCUUGGAGGGACCCCACCGCACAUCGGGUUCGGGGUGCUGCUGUAAGCUGGCUAGAUACAUUUCACCACCGCAAAAUCAUCGUUUCGGAACAAAAAUCGUCCGAUCGGUUUGAUCCCGUCACGUUCGAAGCUCAGAUCCUCCUCACUCUCGGACAAUGUACAUCUUUGGCGGAAAAACAUAACCGCGAGUUGGUGACAUACUUCAUUUCAAUCGCAAGUCCGGAUGCUCUAUCACGAUUGCCGAAAUAUAAGCUUCAGGCGUGGUUGACGCUGUUCAGCAAGUUUAGCAAUCCCAAGGCUCUGCACUCCACAGAUACACUGCGAGAACUGUACCUCUCCCUCCUAUCCCAUCCCGAUCGGGAACUGCAAAAGGUAUCCUUAUCCUGUCUGCUCGCGUACAAGUCGCCCCACCUCCAGCAUCACCAAGCGAAGUUAGGAUUACUCCUCGACGAAACAAAAUGGAGAGACGAGUUGACAUCUUUGCAUAUGUCAUCGAUAGAGAUCAAAGACCGGCCUCAAGUAGUGGAUAUCAUCGUCCGUCUGUUAUAUGGCCUUAUGUUGGAAAAGAAGGGUCGCUCUAGAGGCAGUGAUCGUCGAGCUGCCGUGCUGACAGCACUCGCAGGAUGCACAGACGAGGAGCUCUAUCUUCUAGUGGAUCUGAUGUUGAAACCCAUGCAAGCGGACAGCCAUGCUCACCAGGACAACUUCUUCUCGCUGCGCCCUAUUUCCUCAGACAUCCCGUUAAAGCAGCAGUCUGGUUACCUGACUUUGUUGGGUGACGUGCUGAAGAACCUUGGAUCGAGAUUAACCACAUAUUGGCCGGCUUUACUCGGGACCACACUCGAUAUAGUUGCUAACGCUCAGAAUCAUUUGUCGAAUGUGACGGCAGUCGAUGCGGAUGGGCAGGUGGAAGAUGAAGCAAACGAGGAGGAGAGCGAAUCCGGAGAGGUAUCCAAUUCCAGAGUUUUGCGUUAUUUGAGGCAGCAAGGCCUCAAGCGGCUUGCCGAAUUUUUCCGCUGCCCAGUCGAAUUUGACUUCACGACCUAUCUCUCCGCAUCAUUUCCCGCUAUUGUGACUCCACGUCUGGAGUUAUUGGAUCAAGAAAAUACUCAAGCCCCUUCCGCGCUCCUGGAAUUGUUCUAUGUUUGGACCAAUCAGCCAGAAUAUUCGGUCCACCUCGUACAACACGACUCCCGUGUACUGCCGAAGGUUCUCGACUGCCUCGUGGCGGUUAACGUCAAACCAGCAGUGAUCAACAGAGUCUUCGACAUCGUAGAGCGCCUGCUGUCGUAUUCCGCGGAUGACAGUAAAUUUUUGGGUCUGCUUGUUCAGCCACAUAUAUCGCAGUUGCUCAAGAACCUCACAACUUUGGUCGAACGCACGAAGGCUGAUACAGCACUUUCAAGUCCAAUCACACAACGUCAAAUCAGCAUACUUUCGGAGGUCGCUCGCUACGCUGAAGAUUCUACGCAGGCUUUGACUCUUCUCGGCCUUCUCUCCCCUUUGCUACGCAAAUCCAGCAGAAUCAUCUCUGAGAAAAUCAAAGUCAAACUUCUUAGCACCCUCGGCCAUAUAUUCCCUCUCCUAACUGAGCUGUCAGAUUCCUCCUCCGUCGAAUUCUCGAAGGCAUAUGAACUUCUUUCGCAGCUCUUUAUGUCACUUCGCUUUACCGCCUCUCGACUCGCCCUCACUUCAGCAUUCAAUAAGCUCUCAGCGAUUAAUCCAAGUAUUCAAGAGCUUGCAAGCCUGCUUGAAUCACUUAAUGCUUGCUCAUCGAAGCGGAUUGAUGAACCUGACUUUAAUCGUCGGUUGACUGCGUUCAUGAUGCUCAAUGAGCAGAAGUACGCUACGUUAUCAUCUCGUGAAUGGCUUCCUGUCCUUUCGAAUGCGCUUUAUUUUGUGCAGGACGCCGACGAGCUGGCCAUUCGCAAUAACGCCGCUUUCACAAUCAGACGCUUCAUCGACCUUACAUGCGACCCAUCAAAUUCAGAAUUCGAAGCACUUCUCAUGCGAACUACCCUUCCGGCAUUGAAGAACGCCUUGAAAUCCAAGCACGAGCUUGUCCGUGCAGAGUCGCUUGGUGUUAUUUCGUACGCAGUAUCAAAAUGUGACAGAAUCCCCUCCCUGCAGGAGAUGCGUCCGCUCCUUGCUGGUGGUGACGAGGAAGCUAGUUUCUUCAGCAAUAUUCAUCACAUACAGAUUCAUCGUCGCACGAGAGCUUUGAGACGCCUUGCGGAGUACUGUGACGAGGGGGCCAUGCGCAACAGAACCUUAGUUGAGGUCUUCCUUCCGCUCGUUGAGCAUUACAUUGUCCCAACAGCAUCGCUCGAUCAUCUCCUUGUCUCAGAAGCGAUCAAUUCUAUUGGGCGCAUUGCGAAACAGCUUGGGUGGAGUGCAUACUCGGCCCUCGUGUACAAGUAUAUCCGGGCGUCAAAAGACAAGAGUGAAGGCGUCCGGGUUUACGUUCGUGCUUUGGUUGCGAUUCUUGAAAACUUCCACUUUUCCGUCGAAGAAGCUGUGCAGCAAGUUGACGCGUCCGCAGAUGACAUUGCGAAUAGCGACCACGAGGAGUCGGUAGAGGAAUCGCUGCCAAUUCCACCAGCUGAUAAACAGGACACCAAAAAAAUCGCUGACGCUGUCCAUACCCGUCUUCUACCUUCGCUUUUGGCUUACCUGUCUAAUCGCGACGAGACAGAGGAUUCCCUUCGCAUUCCGAUAUCCAUGGGUAUUGCUAAGGUCGCCUUGCAUUUACCCUCUGCCUCCAGAGAUCUACAAGUAGGCAGGCUCCUAACGGUCCUCAGUCAGAUAUUGCGUAGCAAGUCACAAGAUACUCGUGACCUUGUGCGAGAUACGAUUUGCAGGAUAGCUGUCGCACUUGGUUCCCCGUAUCUACCCAUUCUGUUUCGGGAGCUCCGUGCAGCACUCCUGCGUGGACCGCAACUACAUGUUCUAGCAUUUGUAUUCCAUGCAGUGCUUACCCAUGUCACAUCUGCGCAGGGCAGCAAUGAUCCUGCUGUUCAAGAUCUGGAUAACUGUGUCGCUGAUAUUGCCCAUGUCUCUGCUGAAGUGGUUUUCGGAGAAUCAGGAAAGGAUGUCCAACACGAAGACUUCCGGACGAAAAUGCGUGAAGUACGCAGUAGCUCUUCCAAGGGAUUCGAUUGUUUCGGGUUGGCUGCUCGAUAUGUUUCUCCCAAACGCAUUAGUGCGCUCCUCCUACCGCUGCGCUCUAUCAUCGCAGAAACGGGUUCCUUGAAGAUCCUGCAGCAGGUUGACGAAGUUCUCAGACGUGUUGCCAGUGGACUCAAUAGCAAUGCAAGGCUCACACCUGCUGAAUUGUUGAUUCUGUGCCACACCCUGAUCAGUCAAAAUGCCAAAUUCUUGCAGGAAGCUCCCAAGCCCAAAGCUAGCAAGACUAUCAAAAAAGCUGAUGCUAUCGUCCAGCGACAACGCCAAAUCGUCGUGAACACUGAUCAUUAUACAAAUAAUUCUUUCCGUUUUGUCGUCUUCGGUUUGGAGCUCUUUAAUACUGCAUUCCGACGCUCUCGAUUUGACUUUCAGGACAAGCAGAUCAUCAAUCGUUUAGACCCGCUUGUAAAGCUCAUCGGAAAUGCUCUUUAUUCAUCCUCAGAACCGGUCCUUAUUGCUUCUUUCAAGGCAUCGGCUAGCAUUCUUCAAUGUCCACUCAAGUCAGUUUCAUCGUCUGCACCAGUCAUCGCCCGUCAAAUACUGGCCAUCGUCCGUUCUACUGGUAGUGGAGAGUCCGAAAUUGCUCAGGCCGGUCUCAAGGCUCUGGCGAGUAUACUACGAGAGUGCGAGGGCGCUCAGGUCAAAGAGAAAGAUCUACUCUUCUUGAUUGAAUUGGUUUCACCCUACCUCGAGGACUUCGACAGGCAGAGCACCGUUUUUGCGUUACUGAGAGCUAUUGUGGCACGACGGUUGAUUGUACCUGAGCUUUACGACGUUAUGGCUGACGUAUCCGCUAUCUUGGUCACGUCACAAGCGACACAGACUCGCGAGUCCGCUCGAUCCCUUCUUCUUCAGUUUCUCCUCGACUAUCCUCAAGGCUCUGGAAGACUGCAGACCACCCUCGGUUUCUUUGCCCGAAAUCUUUCGUAUGAACAUGCGUCAGGACGUUCAAGUGUUCUCGAACUCUUAGGUGCGCUUGUGAACAAGUUCGACUCUGCAUUGCUGGCAAAACACGCGGAGAUGAUCUUCGUUGCCCUUGUACUCUGUCUUGCCAACGACGAGGAUAAGUCUUGCAGAGAAGCUUCCGCAUCAGUCCUUCAAAGCUUGAUCAAGAGGUUGGGAGAGGACGAGAGAAAAGUACUUGUUGGUCAUCUGCACGCGUGGGCCAGUCAACAAGGGCAAGCAAAACUUAGGGCGGUUGCGGUGCAGGUAUACGGGCUCAUCAUCGACGCUUUACAGCGAGAAGCUUCUCCGCAUGCCGCUGCCCUGUUCGCCGAUGUUCAAGAGAUCUUGGACGACAGCAUUCAGUCGCUGACCCUGUUGGAUGACGAUGGCGAUGGAAAAGACAUGGAUGUUGACGUGGAAUGGCAACCGCCGUACCAGGCAAUGCUUGCUGUCUCGAAGCUCUUGCAGACCUUGCCUGAGCAUACGCUUGAUGCGAUAAAAACCACCCAGGAUAAACUCGUCCCAUACCUCCUCUUUCCACACGCUUGGGUACGCUCAGCAGCUUGUCGGCUGUUGGGCGUGUUCUUCGCAUUUUACGGCCCUACCCCCACUCUCGAGAAUUCGCACCUUACCCUCCAGUUGAUGAAAGAUAUUGCAGAGAAGCUAUGCACACAGUUGAAGAGCUCCAAUCUCGACGCACCUCUUGGUCUACAGAUUGUGAAGAACCUUUUCUUCGUAGGAAAAUUAUUCUGCACUGUCCCCUCUUCCUCGCCAUCCGGGAGUAAUACCAACCACACAGCUGAGACAGACUCGGAUGGUGGUGAGAGCGAUGACUCCGCUGAACAAUCAAAACCUACGCAAAUGAGCCGAGAAAAAAGCUCUCAGGAUCCCCUACCUUGGCUCUUCUCCAAGCUGUCGUAUCAAGCUCGCUCAGCCCACAUCGCGCGGCGGAACCGCGGCAAUGCCCCUAAUCAAACAACCUGGUCGUUGGCUCCCUUGUCCAUUCUGCGCUUCUUUGCUGCCAUGGCGUCUCACAUGGAGGCCACUCAACUUGAGCGGUUCUUGACGCACAUACUUACACCUGUUUAUCGGAUAACGGAGGACGAUACAAUCCGGGAUGCCGGAAUGGAGGUGCUGAAAGUUACGGCCACCGAACUUCUUGACUUGCUUCAAAACAAAGUUGGCACGACGGUUUUUGCCAAUACGUACAACCGCAUCAGGCAGGGAGCAUCUAGCAUCCAGCAAGAAAGACGAGUAGCGCGGGCCACGAAGGCGACCACCAACCCAGAAGCUGCUGCCAAACGGAAAUUGGCUCGAAAUGUAGGCAAGAAGGAAAGCCGGAAGAGAAAGAAUCGUACCUUUGCUGACAGCAGAGGGAGGCUGAAGAGACAAAAAGAGGGAGAAUAGCAUCACUCAUCCGAAUCGUCAAUAAUUUAUUUUACAUUUCUUACAUUGUUGCUUAUAACACUCAAUUACGUUGCUUGUUCUUUCUUUCUACCUGUUCUUGGCAACCAGAAGCCGCAGUUCACUUGAUUGAUGUCGGUGAUGUGGAAUAAGAUCGGCCUGGAUGUUGUUCAGACAUAGGUCCUAUCAUUUCAGGAACAAAUCAGAAGCGUGAUUUUACCCAUUAUAAUAGAU